This is a messenger RNA of Malaclemys terrapin pileata, 5006 nucleotides long. RefSeq names its product zinc finger protein 436-like. The transcript has 5 exons. The record is from RefSeq and is a predicted model, not a curated record. Lineage: Eukaryota; Metazoa; Chordata; Testudines; Emydidae. Gene Ontology annotation, biological process: regulation of DNA-templated transcription. The coding region runs from base 329 to 2059 and encodes 576 amino acids.
GGAGCGAUCGCUGGGCUCAGGCCCGGCAGCAGGAAGUGACUCGCAGCCGCUGCGGGGACUCUGGCUCCAGGCUCCUGGCGAGAUCCCCGAGCCCCGGCGGCUGGUGCUGGGAGCCCGGAGCCCGGGCUGCAGCCGGGAGAGGGGAAUCUCCAGCAGGGCCCUUCCCGCUGCUCCCCAGGAGCCUCUCCCAGGGCAGAGCCCCCAGCCCGGCCAGGCCCCUUCCCGGCCCGGCCCCUGCCCCAGGGGGCCCCGCUCGGAGGGAAGUGUUUUGCUCAGAGAUGCUGUUACUGGGAGGGUCUAAAGAGCCUGGGAGGACUCAGGGUGUGACAUGGAUUCCAGCCCUGUCUGUAACAUGCCCCAUAGUCCCUCUCACUCCAUCAGGCUGAGGAAUCACGUCCACAUUUCACUCCAGAUCGUCCCGUCUUCCAGCAGACACGUAAGGGAAAUGGCUGUGAUGGAGCCAGCUCAGAUGCCGGUGACCUUUGAGGAGGUGGCUGUGUAUUUCACCCAGGGGCAGGGUGCUCUGCUGGACCCCGCUCAGAGAGCUCUCUACAGGGAUGUCAUGCAGGAGAACUACGAGACAGUGACCUCACUGGGAUUCCCCAUUCCCAAACCUGAGCUGAUCUCCCGCCUGGAACGAGGGGAAGCACCGUGGGUGCCGGAUUUCCGGGCCUGCGAGGAAAGUGAGAGCCUGAGAUGUGCCCGCACAGCAGGUGCUGAGCAAAGGAGUGAGAACGAGAAUGGGAAUCAUCAUCAGGAAGUUGCUGGGAAAGUGCAACCACAGGGGACCUUUGUGGGAAGAGCUGAAGGGAAUUUUUCCCAAUGCUGGGAACAGGGAGAAACCUAUGGAAAUUGGCACAGGUCAGAAAAGCUGCAGGGAAACCAACCAAGGAAGAAAGUGGAUGAAUCUAUUAAAUAUGGGGGAGGAGAAAAGGAUCCCACAACCCAGCAGGCAAAUUCCAAGGAAGACAAAUGCUGUGAAUGCCUCGAUUUUGAGAAAGGAUUUAUUCUGAGAUCACAUCAGACAAUCCAUACUGGAGAGAAACCCCUUCAAUGCUUGGACCUUGGACAAAGCUUCAAUAAUCGCUCAGACCUGAAUAACCAUGGGAGAAGCCACACAGGAGAGAAACCCUAUCAAUGCCUCCAGUGUGGGAAGUGUUUCCUUUGGAAGUCAGAAGUAAUUAGACAUCAGCUAAGCCACACAGGAGAGAGACCACAUAAGUGCUUCAACUGUGGAAAAAGUUUCAUACAGAGGUCUGACCUUCUUAAACAUCAGGCAAUCCACACAGGAGAUAGACCCCAUAAGUGUUUCAACUGUGGGAAAAGUUUCAUACAGAGAUCAGACCUUUUUAAUCAUCAGGCGAUCCACACAGGAGAGAGACCCCAUAAGUGCUUGGACUGUGGGAAAAGUUUCAUACGGCGGUCAGACCUUAUUCAACAUCAAAGAAUCCACACAGGAGAGAGACCUCACAAGUGCUUGGACUGUGGGAAAAGUUUCAUACAGAGGUCAGAUCUUAUUCAACAUCAGAGAAUCCACACAGGAGAGAGACCUCACAAGUGCUUGGACUGUGGGAAAAGUUUCAAACGGAGGUCAGUUCUUUUUAAACAUCAGGCAUUACACAGAGGAGAGGGACCCCAUAAGUGUUUAGUCUGUGGAAAAAGAUUUGUAUGGAGGUCUGACCUUGUUAAACAUCAGGUAUUCCACACAGGAGAGAGACCCCAUAAAUGUUUAGAUUGUGGGAAAAGAUUCAUACAGAGGUCAGACCUUGUUAAACAUCAGGCAAUCCACACAGGAGAGAGACCCCAGAAGUGCAUGGAAUGUGGAAAAAGUUUCAUACGGAGGUCAGACCUUCUUGUACAUCAGAGAAUCCACACAGGAGAGAGACCCCACAAGUGUUUAUUCUGUGGAAAAGGUUUCCUAUGGAGGUCACGCCUUCUUAAACAUCAGAGAAUCCACACAGGAGAGAGACCUCACAAGUGUUUAGACUGUGUGGAAAUUGCACUUCUAAACUUCUCUGAUGCAGGGACAGAAAGUGUUAAGGAAAUUGCAUGUAAUUGACCUAGAUUCAACCUUUAGAGAUAUGUUAGAAAAAUGUGUCCUCCUUAGAUAAACUAGAGCUUUGAAAGGUAAACGUGUAUUGUUAAAGACAUGGAAGAAGAUGGUAACAGUAGUAGUCUUUGUUUGGCUGUAUCUUGUUAGAGGUUAACAAGGGAAAUAAAUGGUUCCUGUGUAGGGCUCUAUUCUGUGAAUUCAGAGAUCAAAAGGGAAUAUUACCAUUAAGUAAAACUUGGUUGUAAUAAUGUCAUUGUUUGUCUCCUGAAAGUUUAUGGUAAACUGUCUAUGAAUUGCUUUAUGGAGAAUCACCUCAUGUUAAUCCAUGUAAUUAAUUACCAGUGAUGUUUAGGAACUAGAAGGUUACUUCAAAAGCCUAUUGUUCAGCCAAGGACUGUGUGCUGUCGAGACGCUGCAAAAAUGAUCCUUUCUUCUCUUAUCUGCUUAAGCAUUUUUUUGCGGGGGGAGGAGAGGGAGUGUGAGUUGGAAGAUGGAGAUCUCCAGUCCCAUCUGGACCACCCUGACAUUGAAAUUUGGACAUUGGACUAGAACGUGAUGAAAUGUUUCUGUAAAGGACUCUUUGCAAUUCUAAAGCAUCAUUUCUACAGUGAAACAGACCUAAGGACUCUAUGCAUCUCUGUAUGUAUAAUGAUUUUUUAACCAAAACACUCUCUCUUUUCUUCUUUUAAUACAUCUUAGUUGAGUUAAUAAGAAUUGGCUGUAAAGCCUGCAUUUGGGUCAGAACUGACGAAUUCCUUAACUUGGUGGAUAAUGUAUUGGAUCCUUUGGAAUUGGUGGAACUUUUUAAUAUGAGGAAUAAGAUUUUCAGCAAUCCCCAUCAUGUUUAACUGGGCUGUCUGGGAGGGAUCCCAAGGCCAGGUUGCUUUAAGGGAGCUGUGCUUUGGCCUCUGUGUAGCCAAUAAGGUAUUGUAGAAGCUGUUUUGUUGCUGGCUUGGAGAAUCUAAGUAUUGUAAUAGCCACUAGUUUUGGGGAUUGUUGUCCCGUUCUUUGCACUUUGCCCUAUUUGAGCAAUCUCAGUAUGCCCCCCCGGGACCCAGGUCACAAUUACAUAAAUGCCUGGCCUCUGGGGAAAGUUUAAUUUGGCCAUCACAAUCCACCACCAACGGAGGUGGGGGACUCUGCCAAUGGUCCCCAUUUCUCGUGGCCCUAUGGCUCCCAAAUCAAGGGUAGUGACUCUGGGAAAUGUGCAGGUCAUAGUGGAUGGCUUUGCUGCAAUGGGAGUCCCUAUCUGUGGUGGGGCAAUAGAUGGAACGCAUAUCUCUAUCUUGGGACUGGACCAACUUGGCAACCAGUACGUAAACCGCAAGUGGUAUUUUUGAAUGGUGCUGAAAGCACUGGUGGAUCACAAGGGACAUUUCACCGACAUCAACGUGGGAUGGGCGAGAAAGGUGCAUGACGCUCACAUCUUCAGGAACUCUGGUCUGUUUGAACAGCUGCAGGAAGGGACUUACUUCCCAGACCAGAAAAUAACUGUUGGGGAUGUUGAAAUGCCUAUAGUUAUCCUUGGGGACCCAGCCUACCCCUUAAUGCCAUGGCUCAUGAAGCCAUACACAGGCACCCUGGACAGUAAUAAGGAGCAGUUCAACUAUAGGCUGAGCAAGUGCAGAAUGGUGGUAGAAUGUGCAUUUGGAUGUUUAAAAGCUCACUGGUGCUGUUUGCUGACUAGGUUAGAUCUCAGCAAAACCAAUAUUCCCACUGUUAUUGCUGUUUGCUGUGUGCUCCAUAAUAUAUGUGAGAAUAAGGGGGAGACAUUUAUGGCAAGGUGGGAGGUUGAGACAAAUUGCCUGGUGGCCCAUUUCUCACAACAGGGCAAUUAGAAGAGCACAGCUGGGCACGCUGCACAUCAGAGAAGCUUUGAAACCCAGUUUCAUGACUGGCCAGGCUACGGUGUGACAGUUCUGUUUGUUUCUCCUUGAUUCAAACCCACCCCCUUGGUUGACUCUAAUUCCCUGUAAGCCAACCACCCUCCCCCAUUCUAUCACCACUUGCAAAGGAAAUAAAGUCACUAUCAUUUCAAAACCAUGUAUUCUUUAUUAAUUGAUUAAAAAAUAGGGAGAUAACUCACAAGGUAGCCCGGGUGGAGUGGGGGAAGAGGGGAGGAGGAAUGGACAAGGCCACACUACAAAUCAAAACUGAUUGAAUGCCAACCUUCUGUUUCUUGGGCAAUCCUCUGGGGUGGAGUGGCUGGGUGCCCGGAGCGUUCUUGGGCAUCUGGGUGAGGAGGAUAUGGAACUUGAGGAGGAGGGCAGGUGGUUAUACAGGGGCUGCAGCGGCGGUCUGUGCUCUUGCUGCCUUUCCCGCAUCAGCUCCACCAGACACCUGAGCAUGUCUGUUUGCUCCCCCAUUAGCUUGAGCAUCGCAUCCUGCCUCCUCUCGUUGCACUCACUUAAUGCUUUCCUGGACUCUGCCAUUGUUUGCCUCCACGCAUUCAACUGUGCUCUAUCAGUGCAGGAGGACUGCAUGAGCUUGGAAAACAUGUCAUCGUGAGUGCGUUUUUUUUCACCUUCUAAUCUGUGAUAACCUCUGGGAUGGAGAUGAUGGAGGGAGUGUAGAAACAUUUGCACGUGCAGGAGGAAAAAAGGGGAAAGUAGAAUUCUAAAAGAUACAUUUCAGAAAACAAAAGAGACUCUUUCACAGUGAAUCAAGCAAUUCUCAGCAGGCAGCCCAUGUUCUUUAGGUACAAGGUCGCAUUUUGCCUUUUAUAUCGAGUGCCUGCCGGUAUGGUGUGAGCCAUCACACAUGGCUGGGCAACAGAAUUCGGUUUGCAGGCAGCCAUGGUAAGCCAGAGAGUACACGGGGUUGACUUCUUCCGCCUUCAUAACCUGUGGGCAUGCUUUCGAACUGCGGCGCCCUUCUUUCCCAUACCAAGCAAUGCCUGUUGGGUUGGCCAUUUAAAAGGAGGGGCUGUGGUUUUUGGGUGGAUGUGCAGCAC